This is a messenger RNA of Xiphophorus maculatus (southern platyfish), 9342 nucleotides long. RefSeq names its product PLAG1 zinc finger (gene plag1). The coding region runs from base 237 to 1679 and encodes 480 amino acids. The transcript is spliced from 3 exons. The record is from RefSeq and is a predicted model, not a curated record. Lineage: Eukaryota; Metazoa; Chordata; Actinopteri; Cyprinodontiformes; Poeciliidae.
AAGAGGAGAGAGCAAACAAUUUUCAGGCCCGCCGCGUCUGGCAAAAAAUAUGAGAAAAAAAUUAUAAAAAAUUCGGAAAAUAGUUGAAAGUCAAGAAAAAGUCCACAGAAAGGAUGUGGAAGCUCCCAGGGCACCUUGGUCCAGGCUGGGAUGACAACCUAAAGCUGGACGUUGGAGUUACAUCAGCAUUAUUCGGGCACCCUGCUCUUCAUGUAGCUGGUCUGCUUUAGGGUGCCAUGGCCACUGGAACAGAGAACCGCCAUGACCAUAUUCUGGAGAAAGCCAAGCUUUCACCAACAUCAGGGAAACGCAGGAGAGCAGAAGGGAAACCCAAGAAGAAUUUUCCUUGUCAGGAGUGUCAGAAGGCAUUCAACAGCCUGGAGAAGUUGAGGGUGCACUCGUACUCUCACACAGGGGAAAGGCCGUAUCGCUGCUCCCAUCUGGACUGCACCAAGGCUUUCGUCUCCAAAUACAAGCUGCUACGGCAUAUGGCAACUCACUCACCAGAAAAAAGCCACAAGUGUUCAUACUGUGAAAAAAUGUUUCACCGCAAGGAUCACUUAAAAAAUCACCUGCACACUCAUGAUCCACACAAGGAGGCCUUCACCUGUCAGGAGUGCGGAAAGAGCUACAACACCAAGCUGGGCUUUAAGCGCCACCUGGCCCUCCAUGCUGCACACAGCGGAGACCUGACCUGCCAAGUGUGCCUGCAGCUGUUCCCCAGCACUGUGGUUCUCCUGGAACACCUCAAAACACAUGCUGGCAAGCCAUCUGGAGGGACCAAAGAGAAGAAGCAUUGUUGUGAACAUUGUGAGCGUCAGUUUUACACCCGCAAAGAUGUGCGACGCCACAUGGUGGUGCACACUGGACGCAAGGAUUUCCUCUGUCAAUUCUGUGCUCAGCGCUUUGGUAGGAAGGAUCAUCUGACACGCCACAUGAAGAAGAGCCACACCAGGGAGCUGCUGAGGGUAAAAAGUGAACCAGCUGAUUCGCUGGAGACAGAUGUUUAUGAUUUGGCUACUGGAAGCAUCAAGGAUGAGCUUCCAGCAACAUUGACAGCAAGAUCACUCCAGGUUAACAUGUUCACAAGCUCUGACCUGGACACACAGCCCUUUUCUUCCCCCAGUAAUCCCUUUUCUUUAAAGUACCCACUGAGCUCCAACUUUACCUCAUACACCAUCACCUCACAUGAGAGGGAGCAGAAUCUAAAGGGAGAACUGGAGACCUAUCUAAUGGAGUUGCAGAACACCUUGCCAUCCUCAUCCUCUGCAUCCGUAGAGCCUCAAGUCCCGUCCUCCAAACUCGACUUGUUACCUCAUGUAGGUAUGCUGGAGGAAGCAAGCGAGGAGUCAUCCCUCUCCAAAAUUUCCACGCCAGCAGCAGGUCCUGCAGCAGACUCUAUGGCCUCAUCUUCUUCACUUAUGGAUUUUUCCCAACUGUUCAACUUCUUGCCACACAACGGGCCUCCAUACAAUCAUGUAGGAAGUGGCGGGGGCAGCAUAGGACCAGCCGUCACCUUUCCUUCCACUGAAGAAUCAGUUCCUCUACUUCAGCUGCCCCCCCAGAUACCUGUGGGUGAAGAACCUGCAGAGAGUCCUCUCCAAGGACUCCCCUCCUCCUUCAUAUGUAGCCUGAGCACACCCACAACACUACCCCGGUUUCACCAAGCAUUUCAGUGAUGGAGUCUGUCCUGCCAAAUGCAGAGCCCCCAUAGCUGAAACAGCCAAACAUGAUUCCAAUAAUUCUAGAUAGUCAGGUCAUUUGUUAAAAAGUGAAGAGACAAUUACAAAGCAGUAGGUGCAUGAUGACCAGGGCCAGCAGUUACAAACACACACAGCUUUAUAUGUAUCUGGCUUAUUCAACCUUAGCAGAUCUUCACCUUUAUUCCAGAUAAAUUACCCUGUUCUUUAUUUCUGGAAAUAUUCUCCCAAAGUCUUUUUCUUUCAUAUUUCCUAAGCUGCUCCAAAGACAGAAAUUACUUAAACAUCUAUGAGCUUCAAUGUUCCUCUUUAAUAGCAUGAUAGAAAGUGUCACUCAGCUUCAUGCUGAUUUAAUGAUUGUUGCAAUAAAUCAGCAAUAAGGAACUUAUUGUGAUAUGGAUAUAAUGAUAUAGGCAGCUCAUCUUUAACCAACACUGCCACACCAUUGAAAAGUUUUUAUCUGGGACAUUUUCUCUAACUGCAGUAGUUCAGAUGAGUCACACACAGUUUACUUAGAACUUAAUAAUCAUUCCUAACUCUUUAUGGCAACAUAGACCCCUACUUUAGCUUUAUACAUUGCCAUAAUGUAGAGUGCUACUUUAGAUUUUAGUGUUGCCAUAUUUUUAAAGCACAGUUCUGUAGUUUUGCAAGAAUUCAAACUCUAAUCAUUUUAACUGGGAAAACAUCUCCUAAUAUAUGAACUGUUUUGUUCAUGAAAUAGGUUGUAGACAUGACAGAAUGUAAUAAAAGGACACACUUUACUCAAUCUGAAUCACUGAAAGCAAAUUACCAUGCUAGAACUACUGAGUAUCUAUUUAACUUUCCGACAAUAAGUAAAUCCACAAAACAAUAUACCGUAAUUGAAACUCCUAAAAUAUUGAGCUAAAAGUGAUCCAGCAACAAGGUUUGUGAGAGUCAGCAUUCAAUGAUUAGCAGUGAUAGGCUUCUUUCUUCAAUCCCAGUUAAUCACCCAACAAGAGAACCAAACUAUCUGUGGGCAAGGUACUGCAUCCCUCAUAUGCCUAUGGAUAUGUAAAUGGAAACUGACUUACUUAAAAUGAUUUUUUGGCCAAAUAUCAAAACUACGAGCUGUUUCUCAUAAAUCAAGUUGAAACGAUUUAAAUAACUCAACAAAACGAAUGGUUUCUCCACAUAAAAUGCCACUUUUGUUGUAAGUGACCCUUACAUUCACAGGGGUCAGGAAGUGACUAAAAUCCGCAAAUACUUGAGACCCUCUCUAAAAAUGCUUAUAACUGCCUUACAACUUUUAAUAGUUUAAAUACCAGAUAUGCCUUAAUAUAUAGUGAUAAAUACAAUGGAAACUGUCUUAGCACUACUGCAGAACUAGCAUCCUCUGUCUUUCUUGUUUCGACUCUUUGGGGUACAGCCCGUCAGCAUCAAGGAAAAUGAAUGGUGCCCCUUGAUUGGCUCCUUUGCAAAUGCCAGUAUGUCUUGUCGUAUUGCACAUAGGUAUUUCAGAUUCACAAGCUGUAUUUUCUUUCAAAUCAAUCUGAAGCCUGUAUACUUGAUUGCAUUGCUAAAAUCUGUGAUAAUGACAUUAAUUAUGACUAAGUCCAAAUUUUCUGGCUUCUAUUUUUUGUUUGUUUCUUUGCCAUUUCAUAUUCCCAACAGUUCUCAGUGAGCUUUGAAUCAACUACUCAAAAUCUAGAACCUCCAUGGACAUUAAGGACAGAGUUUAUCCUUCAGCUCAAAUAUAAUAUAGAAUCUACAUGCAAAGAGUGAGUAUAUGAUAUCUACAAUUGAGAGAUGCUUGAUGUAAGCAGACUUUUGCAAUAUUGCUCACAGAGGACCCCUGUUGAUUCAAUGUUCAGUUUAUGGAGAUUCACCUAUUCACAGAUUUUUCUGUGAACCAUGUUACUCCAAAUGAUUUGCAAAUAUUUUUGGACAGCACAUCUAAAUUUCUAAAGGAAAUAUGGCUUGACAAGCAAAAAUUUGUAAGUGCAGUUUUACUUCACAUGCUAUUGGCUGGUGGUUGCAAAGCAGCCAAUUCAGUAGUUUCAUCAAUUUUCCGUGGCAAUGAUUGGCUGUAACCCCAAGAGUAGAGGUAGGGAAAACUGGGGACAGCAGCUGCUGAGGUAAUGCUAAGACAGUUUUCAUUGCGUGUAUUAAUGUAUAUUAAGGUAUAAUUAUUGUCUGAAUGAGUAAAGUAGGCAGAUAUGGGGUUUUAGGAGGGUUCUUAAUUAUUUGUGGAUUUUAGCUAUUCACAGUUGGUUACAAUCCCUAACCGUGGUGUAUGCUGGGGGUCCACUGCACAUUGAUGUUCCAACAAAGAUUGCAAUUCCAUGUAUUGUAUUGGUAUAUAAAGAACUUUUUAUGCCAAUUAAAACUAAAGUUAUAAAGUUGACAUAAGUUUGGAGCACUUCCCAUUUAAUACAGAGGCUUCAGUUCUAUAAAUAAGGGCUCCUCCAAGAGUUUCUUUAAUAGAAGAAAACACUAAAACAUGGUUAUAGCUGAGAUGUUCAUCUGCUGCCCUGCAAAUGAACAUCUCAUGUGUGACAUGUGUGAUUCACAUGUCACUCAAAACCACCUUGUGAUCCACCUAACCCCAAAAUUGACCCUUUACCAACACUGAUCAGGCAUAACUUUAUGAUCACCUGUCUAAUAUUUAAAUAUCUGACUAAACAUCCCAUCAGAGCUGAUUUUUAUGUAAUUAUUAUAACAUUAGUAUAUUAAUAUAUAAUGAUGUUUGAAAUAUAAUUAAAAUAUUUAUAGUGAUGAAGUUUCCUCUACAAUAAACAAUAGUUCUAUCUCUUGCCUUCUUUUAAUGUAAAAUCUGCUGUCUGUGUAGACUUUGUUCAGGUCUUAGUAAUAUGAAUGUUGUUGUGAGCUUCCAGAAAGUCUUUACCCAGUGAAUCAGUUCCCAUUCUCUUGAACUUAUCUGCUGUGGCCCCCGAAAGUCUAAAACACUCGAUUUUAUGCAGGAAUGAAGGGAUAAGUUCCAACUACUGACGAAGCAUGUGAACAGAGACGUAAAAUGUCAAAGCACCACCACAAGCCAGGGCAAUGGGGAAAAUUGUCUUGGCAGGGUUUGGCAACGCCUCCCUCACCCAGUCAGUUGAACAAUAACUAAUACUAACACACAGCAUAACAAAAGUUCCAUGCAGAUAUUCAUUAUCAUUAUAUUCAGUAAGCAUUUUUAGGAAAACACAGAAGGGACAUAAAAAGAGGGCCGUUGAGUUGAGACAUCCAUCAUAAUUCCUGUAUUUUUAAUUUAAGUCUGUCUUCUACAUCUUUAUAUGGAAAUCAUGUUCUCUUAUUUACUGACAGAUUGUAAAUCACAUUUAACACUGAUUCUUCAUUUCAACAUGCCAUUAGCAACUCUCAUUCAUCAUUGUGUUAAUCAAUGAAUGUCUGUAUUGUCAUUGGGCCAAAGCAGUACAACACAAUUCAGAAAUGCAACUCAAUGUGACAUUCAUGCUACAAUAAAAAUCGAAGUUAAUAAAAGUAGGUUUAAAUAUAAAUACUGUCCUUACAUCUAGUGUUGCUGUUUAUGUGGAGUUGGGUUCUGCUCACCUGGGAUCCCAGCCUUCUGGGACACGCUUUGGUUCUGUCCUGAUUCUUCUAGAGUCAAGAUAAUUGAUAUGGGAAAAAAUGUCUUUGAAGAUGAAAACCUCUUUAGAAAACUGAACAGAGCAUGGAAGGAGAUUUUAAUGUUCAGAUUCAAUCUUUAACAAGUCAAAGUAAGACCCAACCUGUUGAGGUUAAACAUCUGUCAGCUCCUGUUUCUUUUUCUGAGACUAGGAAUAACUUUAGAUGUGUGAAGUCCACAUUUAUUUGCAUGGGGUCAAGUGCUAAGUAUAGAAAACAGAAUAAUAUAAAAUGUAUAGUUUUGAUAAUAUGCAAUUCAAGUCUCAAGAUGAGCCUUUCACAACCAGUCCUAGUUCCAAUCCUUCAAUUUCUUGAAGUGGAACCAAUAAUUGCCUUGCAUUCAAAUGUAUCAUCUGCCAAAGUCACAGAUUUGGGAGUAGAAAAUACCAGGCGUUCUUUACCCAGACAGCAGUUAGAUUUUUUUGACCCAUAUAAAUAUGGAGAGACUGUGGAUUAAUCAGGAGAGUAUUUGUCUUUUAUUGUGAAGGCUGAAAGUUACACUCCAAUUCAUGUUGAUGUAUUCUUGAGCUAGGCAAUUAACCAAAAGUCACCUACCAAUCUGUGUAUUGGUGUAAGAACAUCACUGUUUGAGAGCAGCUUUGACAGGUCAAAAAAGUGAUAUAAAAGUUCAGUCCAUUUAAAGUUUCUCAUGGCAUAGAUCUCCCCUCUAAGGAUCCUGAUCUUGGUAACUGUUUCAUUUUCUGACGUUUUCUAUCUGUUCUGCUUUCCCAUAUUGUUUUGUCAUUAGAAACUAUGUGUUGUUAAAAUCCAUCAGCAUAUACGUUGGUUGCCAGGAGCUGCUGCUUUCACUGUCAGGUUACAGGUGAAGAACUCUCUCUUUUCCACUAGCUGUGGAGUCAUCCAAAAGUUCAAAAAAUAAGCAGACAUGAUUUGUGUGAGAGUGGUGAAAAAGACAGUUGUUCUUGUAUUGAUGCAUGAAUGACCUUAUCUGAUAAAUAUCUGGGGUAGCUGAGACUCUCUGUUGGAAAUAGAACCAUCUGAACAGGGAAUGGAGAUCAGGGUUCCCUCAAUGAACUGUUGUGUGGUUGAUCUGUAAAAACACCUGGUUUGGGUGAUGUGUGCUUUCUGUUGAAAUGCACAGAACUGACAUUUCAUUAGUGUCCAUCAUAGUGUUCUUUACCUCACAGCUUCAGUAUUCAAAUCAUGAACUCCAGUUUCUGUUUAACAUUAAGUUCCCUUGUACUCCUUCCUGAAUAAGGUUUUUGUAGACCAUGUAAAAUGUAGAGUUGAAUGUUAUUGUGUCAAAGCAUUUAUCAGUGUGUGCUACCUGUAACUUGUGAAGAUUUUAUGAAAAAUGUUUUUGAUAAUUGCAGCACUUUGUGUUCAUGAAAUGCUUUUAAUCUUCUAGUGCUUUUGGUUUAAAUGCUUAAUACAAAUGUAUAAAUGAUAUAUUUACCUCUUUUAGAGAACAGUAAAAUGUAAAUACAUUAUAAAUGUUUUAUUUUUACAGUUUAACGUUUUGACAGUGUUUUUCCGAUAAGUGUACUUUUUGCUUUACUUGCACACAGUCUGUAUGCAGUUUGAAACGCAUACAUGUUAGUUGAAGUUAAUUAUUCAUACGCUCUUAUAGGCGAAGCCAUGACAAACAAGAUUUAGUGAACAUUUUAACACCUAGAUAUAUCUUGCUCCAGCAUGUUUUAAUUCAAACUAAUGAUGCUUAAAAGAAGGUCUAUACAACCUGAGAUAAACAAUACAUUCAAUUUUGAAUUGUCCUCAUUCAUCCAACAUUAAACUAAGCUAAAAUGCAGAAGCAGAUUUUAGACCUUAAGCCCAGUCUUUGAUUCAAUAACUUCAAAUAAUCAUCUCCUGUAUGACCUUAUCAGAGUUCUGUGUUAUUAUUAGAGAAGUAUUUUCACAGAACUAUUUAAGUUUAAUUGGUGCUCAUAAGAGAUUUCAUCAGACUGGGAUCUGGACAGGGGAUUGGCUACUUCAACAGCCUCAUUUUAUCCUUUAUCUGUUAUUCUGUUGUAGAUAUGAAUUGUCUUUUUGGAUGAGCUACUUGGGCCAAGCUUCAACUGGAGGACAGAUGGCCUUAACUCUGUCUUGAGAAUACAUUGUGAAUGGUACAGAGCAGGGCUUCGCAGUGGAGCAGCUGGUAGCACUGUUGCCUUGCAGCAAGAAGAUCCUGGCUUUCCCCUGUGCAUCCAUCAGUUUUCUCUGGGUAUCUUGGCUUCCUUCCAUAGUCUUAAAACAUGACCACAUUGUUAAUUAGUCUCUGUAAAAUUGCCCUUAGAGAUGAGUGUGUGUGCAUGGUUGUUUGCCCUGUGAUGGCCUCCCAUUACCUCCCCACAGUGUACUCUGCCUCCCACCCAAUAACUGAAGACAAGUAGCCUAUCUGUUGGGUAUAGACCAUGGCUGGAUGGUGCCGAGCUGUUCAGGGUAAACUUAAAUGAGCUCAAUGUAUCCAGAACCUCUGGCUGUAAAAUCAGGAUAAACCAUCGCUUCCAUGCUCAACAGUGUAUACAAGGAGUUAAUGCAAAACAUUUUAGCCAAAUAGCUGUAGUAGCAUCCAACAGAAAUUUCUCAAACUGGUUUGUUUGGAAUCUAAAUUUAAAAAGCAUGGUAACGUGUAAGAUGUAGCUGUUGAAUGUUGUGACCUCAAGGUAAACUCUGAUCCAUGUUGCAUGUUAUUGCCGUUGUAUUGACACAAAUAUGUGUGCUACAGAGCAACUAACUGCCAACUGUUUUUCUGAUGUAAAUACUGUGAUGCAAGCAAUGAGGGUGAACUUAAUUUUUCACACCCGCCUUCUGCGUUUUGCUUUGGUUUUUAGUAAAUAAAUCAAUUGUGUGAGAUGAAUUUGUUAUUUGUCACUCGAGGUUGUAUUCGUUUUAAGACUUUAACCAGAUGAUUUAGGUAUGGUCUAUCGGCAUCCUUUGAAUUAAGGAAGGGUAUACUUACUUUUUCUGACACAAUUUCUGAGAUUGUGACAACAGAUUAGUUUGGUUUUGUUUUCAUAAAUGUGUUAAUUUUUAGAUGAACCCAAAUAUUUAACAGUAGAACUUGUAUGUUAUCUAGAAUCCAAGGAUUUUAAAUGAGAUGGUUGAAGAAAACAUAAAAACAAACAAAAGGCCUUACUGAUUUUCUCAAAUAGUUAAAACUCUCAAGCUAUGUUCAAUUUUCUUUCUGAAAAAAAAAAUCUUUCUCUGGAGAUAGAAGGCCACCAGUAAAAGGCAGACUGUAGGUCAUUUGGUGUUAGACAAAUUUCUAAGCUCCAGCAGUACCAGUGAUCUAUAUUGAAUGUGUAUGUAAGAAACACUGCAAUACUGCAAAAAUAUUAUGGUAUUGGAACAAGCUGCUAUAAUAUGUCUAAAGCUCCGUAAGGUGCUACAGACCUCUUUCUCUUAAAUGUAUUGUUUGUACAUGUAUCCAGCUUAGCUGAAAAGCUGCCAUGUGUGCCUGCUUCCACCUUAUAUACAUAUUUUUGUUGUACUGUGAGUCUUUGUUCUUCUGUUCAUACAUGCUUGUAAUUACAUGGUCCCAGUAUACCGCUGCACACAACACCACCACAAGUAAAGAUUUUGAAAGAAAGAGAAGAAAGAUGGGAACAUGCAGAGUAUGUGCUGAUCCUCAAACGUUUUUGCAUGGUAUUCAAAGUGAGUUGAGAGAUUAACCUCAUCAGACGUGUUGGGUUUGCUGCUUGUUGUUUCAGCAUUUUCACCCACAUUGUCUAUAGCAAAGUCAGAGCACAAUCUCUACAAGCUCCUACACAUUUUCCCAAACUACUGUCAUAUUUUAUACAUAUAGGCAAAAUAAAUCAUACAUAUAAGUACAAAUACAUAUGUGUUUAUACAUGGUGAAAAAUCAAUGCUGCAGCUUUUAACAACUGUUUUUUUUCCUUCUUUGUCUUUUUAAACAUUGUCAUUAUCCAAAGAAAGUUUAUUUAUUGGUUGGCAAAAUAACCAGACUUCAUUCACAUACAAUGCUGCUAUGAAAGAGGAGAGUUGCAUUUGUCAACUCUUGUGUUUUUACUCAGUGUAAUGAAAGUUCAAUAAAGUUAAGGAAAAGAAUCCA